Molecule: messenger RNA, 4629 nt
Organism: Pestalotiopsis fici W106-1
Lineage: Eukaryota; Fungi; Ascomycota; Sordariomycetes; Amphisphaeriales; Sporocadaceae
Exons: 2
Coding region: 1-4629 (1542 amino acids)
Biological process (GO): protein import into nucleus; RNA export from nucleus
Cellular component (GO): nuclear pore
Molecular function (GO): structural constituent of nuclear pore; protein binding
Source: RefSeq, a predicted model, not a curated record
AUGGCUUUCCAGCAGGGUCAGGAUCUGGCCCUCAUCCAGACUGAGCGCUUGGGCUUCUUGUCGCUCGCUGGAGAGGCCAAGCUUCAGUUGACGGAACCAUGGACGCAAGCCGCAGCUUCAAACGCUUCUCUCAUCAGUAUAGCAAACCGCAAAGGACUGGUUGCGGCAGCUGGCCCCGACAAUAUCACCAUUGCCACGACCGAAGCUGUUCGGAAAGCAUUCGAAGCCCCAAAAGUUGGCGACAAUGAUGCUCGCCCAUUCGCGCCUCAACUCCAAAUUCGCCUCACCACCCGCAUAUCUCAUCUUGCCUUUACCGCCGACGAGAACUAUUUGAUCAUAUCAGCCGAACUUGGUGGUGGUCUAGCUGUUUAUGAUGUGCAGGCGCUGCUUGGAGGCACGGCAGAAUCAGCAUUUCAGAUACCCACAAAUGGCGAGGCAUUGAGAGCCCUUGUGCCAAAUCCUCAAGCAGCAAAAGGGGAGCUGGUUGCUGUGGUUACCCAGAAGGGCAAUCUGCUUAUGGCUAAUAUGAACGAGAAGGCAUUCGUGACAGGUCCUAAUGGCCAGAUCCUUGCAAAUCAAGUCAGUUGUGUAGCAUGGAGUACCAAAGGCAAACAGAUCGUCGCAGGUUUGGGCGACGGCACGAUUCAACAAAUGACGCCCGAGGGCGAAGUUAAAUCUCAGAUUCCUCGGCCUCCUAGUGUCGAGGCCAAUUACUUUGUCUCGUUUUUAUCAUGGCUCGAGAACGAUCUGUUCCUGGCGAUAUAUGUAUCUACCGGCUUGGAUCCUCCACAAUCGAUAUACCAAUUGAUCUCGCGACAAGGACAAACAUUCACAUGCCAGACGCUUACAGAUCCUGUCGAUCCAUUUGGCAGCGAUAAGGUUCCUCACCAUACGGCGGUCAGGUUGAAGGACUUUCCCCCGAACUUGCAGGAUCUCCUGAUCUUUUCAUCAAGCGCUAGUCCUGAUGUUGGCCUUCUAACACGAGCAAAAGCGCCUCUUUCAGAUGACAACGUCACAAAUGCCUUCACGACCACCGAAUUACUGGAUGAUUCGAAGCGGGCCACAAUGCCUAUGAAUGACAGCAUGGAAACACCAAUUCCUAUUGGUACAGCUCUUGACUUGUCUGGAAAGGAGCCUGUCUAUAAGCCCAUCCCGACGGAUGAAUUGGAGCAAUCUCCUGGUCCACUUCCUGGUUAUUGGGUUCUGAAUGAAGAAGGAGUUCUUUCCGUAUGGUGGGUUAUCUAUACCGAAUCUAUUCGAGAGGGCACCACAUAUCCUGGCCUGGCUGCUGUAGAAGGUAAUGUGUCUCAACCGACUCAAGAUCAAGCACCAGCUAUUCAAAUGACCAAACCCAAUCCCUUUGGUGCUUCGAAUGGUGCAGCUUUCGGUGCUCCUGGGGGCACAUCGACUACUGCAUUUGGUAGCAGCUCAGCUCUUGGUACCAAACAGUCUCCUUGGGCAACGCAGUCAACGUCAACAGGCGGAUCUGCAUUUGGUUCCAAUGCGUUUGGAGGCGCUGGCGCCGCCGGGGGUGCCCAAUUCGGCCAGACCGCCUUUGGAAAACCUGCCUUUGGCCAGACGAGUACUCCUUCAUUUGGACAAUCUCAAGCUCUUGGCGCAAAGUCAUCUCCUUGGGCUACCGCCGCCUCGAGCGGCUCUGGAGGUUCUGCUUUCGGUAGCGGCGGCUUUGCAAGUGCUAGCAAAACACCCAGCGCUUUUGGUAGCACUACUGCACCUUCAGCUACAGGAGGUUUCGCUAGUUUUGCAAAUCAAGGAGGCUUCAGCGCCCUAGGAUCUAAUGAUUCAAGCAGUGGCACAAGUAUUUUUGCAUCAAGCAAAUCAAAUGCCGAUCAGUCUACAACGACAUCAACUAGUUCUCCCUUUGGUGCCCCUGCCUCAAAACCAGCCACGGCUCCCUCGCAACCUUUUGGCUCGACUCCAUUUAAACUGAUGUCCAGCUUCAAGCCAGACCCGAAGGCAAAUGAGGAGUCUGCCAUGGAUGAUUCAAAUGAGGGCAACUCUAUGUUUGGUAGCGGUUUCGCAUCCGCAAUUGGAGAACCUACCAAGCCAACAACCUCGAACAUUUUUGGCGGCCAACCAUCAUCAGGUGGACUGUUCUCCACGACCCCAACGUCGACUCCAGCACCCUCCAAAUUCUUUUCUCAGACGCCUGCAACUACUUCAGAUGGUGGCGGGCUUUUCAGCCUCCCGGCCAAAUCUUCCAGUAGCCUGUUCGGAAGCAUGACUCCAGGAACCCCCAAGAUCAAGGACGAGGACUCGACACCUAGGCGAUUACAAGAUAUUCCGGAUGCUCCUCUUCCUCCGGAUACUAUAAGUAAGGCUUCUUAUCCAUUCGGAGAUUCCUCAUCCUCAUCAGAAUUCUCUGCAGCAGAUUCGCCGGCCAAUCAGAAAACCCCUACAGACGCUCCCUCGCCGUCCAAUAUCCCGCUCUCGAGCACGAAACUUGCGGAGGAUUCACCGCCUGACUCCCCAGCAGCCGAAGAUGCGCCAUUGCCUCCUGACCCAACAACUAACCAGAAGCUGUAUAAAGUUGAUAUCCCGCCACUACCAGAUAUGACGGCAUCCAAGCCGAAACCAGCCCCUGCCGAUGAUGCACCUUUGCCUCCUGAUCCAACGACAAACAAGGACAUCUAUAAUGUGAAGUUUGCUCCGAUACCUGGUGCUGAAAAGCCUGCUGAAAAGAAGGUUGGCUCUGUCUUUGAUAACGUGACAUCUUCGCAGAAGUCAAGCUCUCUUUUUGGCAAUGCUGGGAAGUCCUCUCAAUCGAACUCUAUUUUUAGCAAUUCGGCAGGGCCUGCACCGUCUACCUCAAUCUUUGGCUCCGCCAGCAAAUCAGGUCCAUUGUCCAGUUCAGUAUUUGAUGUUGGUCAGAAGAACGUACCCAAACCGAUAUCGUCGGGUUUUCUCUUUCCGACCGACUUACCUCCCGUCUCAUCGUCCAGCGACGAGGAGGCCGAAGAAGACGAUGAAGACGAUGAAGGAGAAGUAGAUGAAGAUGAAGAUGACGAGCAAGCUGAAGACGAGGAAGAUGAUGAGGUGGAUCAGGGAGAUGAGAGCGAUGGUGCGAGUGAGGGCAGCGGUGUAGAUGUGGCGCAAGACCUGAGCCCUCAAUCUACCACUAAGGAUAGGACCACUCCAGCAAUCACACCAGGAAGCUCGUUUGAUGGCGGCUUAGGGGGACCCUUUUCAACAAUUUCCAAGCCUGAACCAGAACGUAGGAGUUUGUUUGGCGAGUUUGGAAAGAACAUCCCCAAUUUACCCCAGCCUAAUCCUCUCAGCCCGCGCUCGCCUAGUCCUGUGCGUAAUGCUUUUGCAUCUAGGGCAGCUGGCGAUCAGUCACGGUCCAUUACUGCUCCAGGGAUGGCAUCCCAAAUCCUCGGCACGUCUCAACGUGCUGGGAGCAGAGGGCCGCCUAUCGUGAGCAAGGAGAAGCCGUUAGAAGAUCCCCGCGUUGAGCAGCGCGCCAAGGCCAAAGCUCGGAAGGAAGCCGAGGAGACGCAGUUGCUGGUGGACGAGGACGAUGAGAUCAGGCAACAACAGCUCAACGCCCCAAUUGUACCAACGCUCGAGCUGGAUGAGUUCAUUGCUCAUACCGGACCACUGCCGUUGGCUGACGACAACAUUCCAGCUCAGGUUGAGGCUGUAUAUCGGGACAUCAACGCCAUGAUAGAUACAUUGGGGUUGAAUGCUCGUUCGAUUGAGAAUUUCAUUGAAGGCCACGCACGAGCAUUCCGACAUGAACACCGGGAUAAGCACGAUCUUGCCAACCCUGACGACUGGACCAUAGGAGAAUUGGAAGAUCUUCGAGCAAUCGUUUCGGAAGACUUGGCAAACGAGUUGUCCGAUGCCCGUAUCAUCGAUGUGGAGGAGAAAAUUGCCGAAUGUCAAAACCUUCAAAGGGAAUUCAAGCGCGAUAUGGCCAAGUGGAACGAGAUCCAGAAAAUGAUCAAUGCCAAGUUGGAUCCUGAGCAGGCCCUGCUGAACCGAUCUCUUCCUCUCACAGCCGAGCAGGCAGCACGACAAAAUGAUCUUCGUCGUGAUUUCGCACGCCUGACUAAGACGCUCGCGGAAGCUGAGGAGAGCCUCACCAUGCUCAAGGCUAAGAUCUCUUCUGCUAAUGCUGCCAAUGGCAAAACGGGCUCAGUCCCCACAAUUGAUGCCGUUGUACGCACCAUCUCGAAGAUGACCAGCAUGGUCGAAAAGCGUAGCGGCGACGUUGAUGUUCUGGAGAACCAGAUGCGCAAACUACGCUUCGCCACGGGCUCACCGGCGCCAGGCCUAGGCGCCAGCACAAGAAGCCGUGAAGGCACGCCAACACCCCAGCGAUUCGGAUCGUCUCUUCUCUUCUCACCUGACAGAUCGUUCCGUGAGAGCACACCUACGCGCAAUAGUGUCAUGAGACAUUCCAUGUCGGCGUCAGUGGCAAGCAUUGGAAACGGCAUGUUUGCAGUUCGCACGCCGCCGCGCAAAAAGCUGAGCGGCUUUGGCGAGUUUGAAAAGAAAGCCGUCAAGGAACGAAAAGCCAAACGCGCAGGAGUACUGGGCAAGUUGAAGUCGAGUGUAGAGAAAAAGGGUGCUCAGGUUUGGGCAUUGGAAAAUAUCGAAUAG